This is a messenger RNA of Ophidiomyces ophidiicola, 1083 nucleotides long. RefSeq lists its product as uncharacterized. The coding region runs from base 1 to 1083 and encodes 360 amino acids. NCBI's taxonomy places the organism in Eukaryota, Fungi, Ascomycota, Eurotiomycetes, Onygenales, Onygenaceae. Gene Ontology annotation, biological process: Golgi organization. The record is from RefSeq and is a predicted model, not a curated record. The transcript has 2 exons. Gene Ontology annotation, molecular function: protein binding. Gene Ontology annotation, cellular component: Golgi apparatus.
AUGUUCGGCGCGUUGAAUCGCAUUAUUGGCAGACUUGAUCCCGAAGCAUCGAACCCGCCUGGCGGAACUACUGGAGACAGUGCAUAUGGCUUUCAGGUACUGCGAAAUACGGAUCCCGACCUUCCUCUAGAGCCUUGGUUUGAUUUCAUCAUCGGUAUAAAUAGUCACGCUAUAGUAGGGAACUGUCGUCCCUUCUUGAAGGAAGCUAAACUCAUGUUUAAUCAUGGACAGGAUAAUCCCGACCCUCACCUUUUUUCAACAGAAGUGCGCAAUUGUGCAGGGUCCAACGUCACAUUGGAGGUGUGGAGUGCAAAGGGCCAGCGGACACACAGCAUACACGUUCCCGUUCCAUCAGAAAAGCCCACACUUGGUCUUUCCCUCCAACUCGCACCGCUCUCAUCAACACAACAUAUCUGGCACGUAUUAUCCAUCCCUUCGCCUUUAAGCCCUGCAUAUGUAGCUGGCCUUCUACCGCAUUCGGAUUACAUCCUGGGAACACCGAGUGGGACGUUGAAAGGCGACGCGGCGCUGGGAGAGCUUGUUGAAGAUCAUCUUAACAGAAGUCUCACAUUAUGGGUAUAUAAUAGUGAAUUUGAUGUUGUCAGGGAGGUAGAAAUAGUCCCGAAUCGCAAUUGGGGCGGGGAAGGCGCUCUCGGAGCCGAGCUAGGCUACGGGGCUCUUCAUAGACUUCCCGUUGGUUUGGGAGAGGAGAUUGAAGGCCCAGGAGAAGUCGUAUUUGAUACAAGACAGGGCGGUGCACAUCUCGCUAUACAGAGCCCGAUUCCUUCUUCUGAGGGACACUUUUUGGUUCCAGCAGAGAUGACAUCUCCACCUCCGCUAUGGACACAUACCACAACGCCCAGCCCUCAGAGCGUGUCUGGAAAACACGGACGGAAACCUCGCCACCCACACGCAGCGCCGGCAUCUUUAGAUGACUACUUCCGUGAGGGUGAGCAGCAGAGUAAAGAGCAGGACUUUGUCCCGGCACAAGCUGGAACUUCAAUUCCUCCUCCACCCAAAGCUGCUGAGCCGGCCAAUGGGCCUCUAACGUCGCCUGACAAGGAAUAUGCCCCAAUAACAUAG